Molecule: messenger RNA, 767 nt
Organism: Rosa rugosa (rugosa rose)
Lineage: Eukaryota; Viridiplantae; Streptophyta; Magnoliopsida; Rosales; Rosaceae
Exons: 3
Coding region: 1-315 (104 amino acids)
Cellular component (GO): mitochondrial large ribosomal subunit
Molecular function (GO): structural constituent of ribosome
Source: RefSeq, a predicted model, not a curated record
AUGCGGAGGUCGAUUGCGAGUCUGGGUGGGUCCCUCGUCAAAAGCCGAGGGUUUAGCACGAGCUCGUCGCCGGAGAAAAUCGUCGCGUCCGUACUCUUCGAGAGGCUCCCGGUUGUUAUUCCCAAAAUCGACCCCAUCGUCUAUGCAUUUAAGGAGUUCUCGUUUCGGUGGCGACAGCAAUAUCGACGCAGAUAUCCAGAUGAACUUUUAGACAAGUCUAAUGCUAGGGGAAAAGGAGACUACCAAAUUGAUUAUGUACCAGCUCCACGGAUCACUGAAGCUGACAAACAAAAUGAUAGAAAGUAUGGAGUAUAAUUUUGGUCUAUCUAUAAGAAUCUAUUUUUCCAUCUCAACUUUUCACUUUAUUUGAAGUAAAAGAGCUCCUAAAUAUUGCCUAUGAAUUUCUUAAAAAACCUAUUCUACAGUCGUCUUGGAUUUAAGGUGGAUAAAUGUUUUGCACUGGUAAUGGUUGGAUAUUGAGUGAUUACUAUUGAUAAUUUGUUUUAGUGGUUACUUCUUAGUUGGCUGUUCUUUAUGGGUUAAAUGUAAUGUGAGUUAAGUUUUAUUGCAAUUGUAGUGUUUCAGAGGUCUGUAUGUAAUAUCAUAUUAGUAGAUCAUGUGUGUCUGUGCCUUGGAGUUAUGAUAUGGUUAAAAAACUAUUGUAGUGGGUGAAACUUAAUUGCUGAGAGAAAAAUUAGAAGAAUUGAUAACUCAUUAGAUCUUUUAUACAUAAAACUUAUGUGAAUGAUUUUGAUGUCAGAACACAA